AUGGUCGUGGACGUAGACGUGGACGUGGACGUGGACGUGGACGUGGACAUGGUCGUGGAUGUGGACGUGGACGUGGACGUGGACGUGGACGUGGACGUGGACGUAGACGUAGACGUGGACGUGGACCUGGUCGUGGACGUGGACGUGGACGUCGACGUGGACGUGGACAUGGUAGACGUGGACGUGGACGUGGACGUGGUCGUGGACGUGGACGUGGACGUGGUCGUGGACGUGGACGUGGACUUGGACGUGGACGUGGACGUGGACGUGGACGUGGACGUGGACGUGGUCGUGGACGUGAACGUGGACGUGGACGUGGACGUGGAGGUGGACGUGGACGUGGACGUGGACGUGGACGUGGACUUGGACGUGGACGUGGACGUGGACGUGGACGUGGACAUGGACAUGAACGUGGACGUGAUCGUGGACGUGGACGUGGACGUGGACAUGGACGUGGACGUGGACGUGGACGUGGACGUGGAGGUGGACGUGGACGUGGACAUAGACGUGGUCGUAGACGUGGACGUGGACGUGGACGUGGUCGUGGACGUGGACGUGGACGUGGUCGUGGACGUGGACGUGGACUUGGACGUGGACGUGGACGUGGACGUGGACGUGGACGUGGACGUGGUCGUGGACGUGAACGUGGACGUGGACGUGGACGUGGAGGUGGACGUGGACGUGGACGUGGACGUGGACGUGGACUUGGACGUGGACGUGGACGUGGACGUGGACGUGGACAUGGACAUGAACGUGGACGUGAUCGUGGACGUGGACGUGGACGUGGACAUGGACGUGGACGUGGACGUGGACGUGGACGUGGAGGUGGACGUGGACGUGGACAUAGACGUGGUCGUGGACGUGGACGUGGACGUGGACGUGGACGUGGACGUGGACGUGAACGUGGACGUGGUCGUGGACGUGGACGUGGACGUGGACGUGGACGUGGACGUGGACAUAGACGUGGUCGUGGACUUGGACGUGGACGUGGUCGUGGACGUGGACGUGGACUUGGACGUGGACGUGGACGUGGACGUGGACGUGGACGUACACGUGGACGUGGACGUGGACGUACACGUGGACGUGGACGUGGACAUGGACGUGGACGUAGACGAGGACGUGGACGAGGACGUGGACGUGGACAUGGACAUGGACAUGGACCUGGACGUGGACGUGGACGUGGACAUGGACCUGGACGUGGACGUGGACAUGGACAUGGACGUGGACGUGGACGUGGACGUGGACGUGGACGUGGACGUGGACAUGGACGUGGACGUGGACGUGGACGUGGUCGUGGACGUGGACGUGGACAUGUACGUGGACAUGGACGUGAACGUGGACGUGGACGUGGACGUGGACGUGGACGUGGACGUGGACGUGGACGUGGACAUGGACGUGGAUGUGGACAUGGACGUGGACGUGGACGUGAACGUGGACGUGGACGUGAACGUGGACGUGGACCUGGACAUGGACGUGGACGUGGACGUGGACGUGGUCGUGGACGUGGACGUGGACGUGGACGUGGACGUGGUCGUGGACGUGGACGUGGACGUGGACUUGGACGUGGACGUGGACGUAGACGUGGACUUGGACAUUGUCGUGGACGUGGUCGUGGACGUGGACAUGGUCGUGGACGUGGACGUGGACGUGGACGUGGACUUGGACAUGGACGUGGACGUGGACGUGGACAUGGACGUGGACGUGGACAUGGACGUGGACGUGGACGUGGACGUGGUCGUGGACGUGGACGUGGACGUGGACGUGGACAUGGACCUGGACGUGGACGUGGACAUGGACAUGGACGUGGACGUGGACGUGGAUAUGGACGUGGACGUGAACGUGGACGUGGACAUGGACGUGGACGUGGACGUGGACGUGGUCGUGGACAUGGACGUGGUCGUGGACAUGGUCGUAGACGUGGACGUGGACGUGGACGUGGUCGUGGACGUGGACGUGGACGUGGUCGUGGACGUGGACGUGGACUUGGACGUGGACGUGGACGUGGACGUGGACGUGGACGUGGACGUGGUCGUGGACGUGAACGUGGACGUGGACGUGGACGUGGAGGUGGACGUGGACGUGGACGUGGACGUGGACGUGGACUUGGACGUGGACGUGGACGUGGACGUGGACGUGGACAUGGACAUGAACGUGGACGUGAUCGUGGACGUGGACGUGGACGUGGACAUGGACGUGGACGUGGACGUGGACGUGGACGUGGAGGUGGACGUGGACGUGGACAUAGACGUGGUCGUGGACGUGGACGUGGACGUGGACGUGGACGUGGACGUGGACGUGAACGUGGACGUGGUCGUGGACGUGGACGUGGACGUGGACGUGGACGUGGACGUGGACAUAGACGUGGUCGUGGACUUGGACGUGGACGUGGUCGUGGACGUGGACGUGGACUUGGACGUGGACGUGGACGUGGACGUGGACGUGGACGUGGACGUACACGUGGACGUGGACGUGGACGUACACGUGGACGUGGACGUGGACAUGGACGUGGACGUAGACGAGGACGUGGACGAGGACGUGGACGUGGACAUGGACAUGGACAUGGACCUGGACGUGGACGUGGACGUGGACAUGGACCUGGACGUGGACGUGGACAUGGACAUGGACGUGGACGUGGACGUGGACGUGGACGUGGACGUGGACGUGGACAUGGACGUGGACGUGGACGUGGACGUGGUCGUGGACGUGGACGUGGACAUGUACGUGGACAUGGACGUGAACGUGGACGUGGACGUGGACGUGGACGUGGACGUGGACGUGGACGUGGACAUGGACGUGGAUGUGGACAUGGACGUGGACGUGGACGUGAACGUGGACGUGGACGUGAACGUGGACGUGGACCUGGACAUGGACGUGGACGUGGACGUGGACGUGGUCGUGGACGUGGACGUGGACGUGGACGUGGACGUGGUCGUGGACGUGGACGUGGACGUGGACUUGGACGUGGACGUGGACGUAGACGUGGACUUGGACAUUGUCGUGGACGUGGUCGUGGACGUGGACAUGGUCGUGGACGUGGACGUGGACGUGGACGUGGACUUGGACAUGGACGUGGACGUGGACGUGGACAUGGACGUGGACGUGGACAUGGACGUGGACGUGGACGUGGACGUGGUCGUGGACGUGGACGUGGACGUGGACGUGGACAUGGACCUGGACGUGGACGUGGACAUGGACAUGGACGUGGACGUGGACGUGGAUAUGGACGUGGACGUGAACGUGGACGUGGACAUGGACGUGGACGUGGACGUGGACGUGGUCGUGGACAUGGACGUGGUCGUGGACAUGGUCGUGGACGUGGACGUGGACGUGGACGUUGACGUGGACAUGGACGUGGACGUGGACGUGGACGUGGACAUGGACCUGGACGUGGACGUGGACAUGGACAUGGACGUGGACGUGGACGUGGACGUGGACGUGGACGUGAACGUGGACGUGGACGUGGACGUGGUCGUGGACGUGGACGUGGACGUGGACGUGGUCGUGGACGUGGACGUGGACAUGGACGUGGACGUGGACAUGAACGUGGACGUGGACGUGGACGUGGACAUGGACGUGGACGUGGACAUGGACGUGGACGUGGACGUGGACAUGGACGUGGACGUGGACGAGAACGUGGACGUGGACGUGGACCUGGACGUGGACGUGGACGUGGACGUGGACGUGGACAUGGACGUGAACGUGGACGAGAACGUGGACGUGGACGUGGACCUGGACGUGGACGUGGACGUGUACGUGGACGUGGAUGUGGACGUGGACGUGGACGUGGACGUGGACGUGGACGUGGACAUGGACGUGAACGUGGACGUGGUCGUGGACGUGGACGUGGACGUGGACGUGGACGUGGAUGUGGACGUGGAGGUGGAUGUGGACGUGGACAUAGACGUGGUCGUGGACUUGGACGUGGACGUGGUCGUGGACGUGGACGUGGACUUGGACGUGGACGUGGACGUGGACAUGGACGUGGACGUGGACGUACACGUGGACGUGGACGUGGACGUACACGUGGACGUGGACGUGGACAUGGACGUGGACGUGGACGAGGACGUGGACGAGGACGUCGACGUGGACAUGGACAUGGACAUGGACCUGGACGUGGACGUGGACGUGGACAUGGACCUGGACGUGGACGUGGACAUGGACAUGGACGUGGACGUGGACGUGGACGUGGACGUGGACAUGGACGUGGACGUGGACGUGGACGUGGACGUGGACAUGGUCGUGGACGUGGACGUGGACGUGGACGUGGACGUGGACGUGGACAUGGAUGUGGACGUGGACGUGGACGUGGACGUGGACAUGGUCGUGGACGUGGACAUGGACGUGGACGUGGACAUGGACGUGGACGUGGACGAGAACGUGGACGUGGACGUGAACGUGGACGUGGUCGUGGACGUGGACGUGGAGGUAGUGGACGUGGACAUAGACGUGGUCGUGGACAUGGACAUGGACGUGGACGUGGACGUGGACGUGGACGUGGACAUGGACGUGGACGUGGAGGUAGACGUGGACGUGGACAUAGACGUGGUCGUGGACAUGGACAUGGACGUGGACGUGGACGUGGACGUGGACGUGGACAUGGACGUGGACGUGGACGUGGUCGUGGACAUGGACAUGGACGUAGACGUGGACGAGAACGUGGACGUGGACGUAGACGUGGACGUGGACAUAGACGUGGUCGUGGACAUGGACAUGGACGUGGACGUGGACGUGGACGUGGACGUGGACAUGGACGUGGACGUGGACGUGGUCGUGGACGUGGACGUGGACAUGGACGUGGACAUGGACGUGAACGUGGACGUGGACGUGGACGUGGACGUGGACAUGGACGUGGACGUGGACAUGGACGUGGACGUGGACGUGAACGUGGACGUGGACGUGAACGUGGACGUGGACCUGGACGUGGACGUGGACGUGGACGUGGACGUGGUCGUGGACGUGGACGUGGACGUGGACGUGGACGUGGUCGUGGACGUGGACGUGGACGUGGACGUGGACUUGGACGUGGACGUGGACGUAGACGUGGACUUGGACAUUGUCGUGGACGUGGACGUGGACGUGGACGUGGACAUGGUCGUGGACGUGGACAUGGACGUGGACGUGGACAUGGACGUGGACGUGGACGAGAACGUGGACGUGGACGUAGACGUGGACGUGGACAUAGACGUGGUCGUGGACAUGGACAUGGACGUGGACGUGGACGUGGACGUGGACGUGGACAUGGACGUGGACGUGGACGUGGUCGUGGACGUGGACGUGGACAUGGACGUGGACAUGGACGUGAACGUGGACGUGGACGUGGACGUGGACAUGGACGUGGACGUGGACAUGGACGUGGACGUGGACGUGGACGUGAACGUGGACGUGGACGUGAACGUGGACGUGGACCUGGACGUGGACGUGGACGUGGACGUGGACGUGGUCGUGGACGUGGACGUGGACGUGGACGUGGACGUGGUCGUGGACGUGGACGUGGACGUGGACGUGGACUUGGACGUGGACGUGGACGUAGACGUGGACUUGGACAUUGUCGUGGACGUGGUCGUGGACGUCGACAUGGUCGUGGACGUGGACGUAGACGUGGACGUGGACGUGGACUUGGACUUGGACGUGCACGUGGACGUGGACGUGGACGUGGACGUGGACAUGGACGUGGACGUGGACGUGGACGUGGACGUGGUCGUGGACGUGGACAUGGACGUGGACAUGGACGUGGACGUGGACGUGGACAUGGACAUGGACGUGGACGUGGACGUGGACAUGGACGUGGACGUGAACGUGGACGUGGACAUGGACGUGGACGUGGACGUGGACGUGGUCGUGGACUUGGACAUGGUCGUGGACGUGGUCGUGGUCGUGGACGUGGACGUGGACGUGGACGUGGACGUGGACAUGGACGUGGACGUGGACGUGGACGUGGACAUGGACAUGGACGUGGACGUGGACGUGGACGUGGACGUGGACGUGGACGUGGACGUGAACGUGGAUGUGGACGUGGACGUGGUCGUGGACGUGGACGUGGACGUGGACGUGGAGGUGGUCGUGGACGUGGACGUGGACAUGGACGUGGACGUGGACGUGAACGUGGACGUGGACGUGGACGUGGACAUGGACGUGGACGUGGACAUGGACGUGGACGUGGACGAGAACGUGGACGUGGACAUGGACGUGGACGUGGACGUGGACGUGGUCGUGGACGUGGUCGUGGACAUGGACGUGGACGUGGACGUGGUCGUGGACGUGGACAUGGUCGUGGACGUGGUCGUGGACGUGGACGUGGACGUGGACGUGGACGUGGACUUGGACGUGGACGUGGACGUGGACGUGGACGUUGACUUGGACGUGGACGUGGACGUGGACGUGGACGUGGUCGUGGACGUGGACGUGGACGUGGACGUGGACGUGGACGUGGACAUGGACGUGGACGUGGACGUGGACGUGGACGUGGACAUGGUCGUGGACGUGAACAUGGACGUGGACGUGGACGUGGACGUGGACGUGGACCUGGACGUGGACGUGGACGUGGACGUGGACGUGGACGUGGACCUGGACGUGGACGUGGACCGGGACGUGGACGUGGACGUGGACGUGGUCGUGGAGGUGGACGUGGACGUGGACGUGGACGUGGACGUGGACCUGGACGUGGACCUGGACGUGGACCUGGACGUGGACGUGGACGUGGUCGUGGAGGUGGAGGUGGACGUGGACGUGGACGUGGACCUGGACGUGGACCUGGACGUGGACGUGGACGUGGACGUGGACUUGGACGUGGACGUGGACGUGGACGUGGACAUGGUGGACGUGGACGUGGACGUGGACGUGGACAUGGUCGUGGAGGUGGAGGUGGACGUGGACGUGGACGUGGACGUGGACGUGGACGUGGAGGUGGACGUGGACGUGGACGUGGACGUGGACCUAGACGUGGACGUGGACGUGGACGUGGACGUGGACGUGGACGUGGACGUGGACUUGGACGUGGACGUGGACGUGGACUUGGACGUGGACGUGGACGUGGACGUGGACAUGGAAGUGGACGUGGACGUGGACGUGGACAUGGUCGUGGAGGUGGACGUGGACGUCGACGUGGACGUGGACGUGGACGUGUACGUGGACGUGGACGUGGACGUGGACGUGGACCUGGACGUGGACCUGGACGUGGACCUGGACGUGGACCUGGACGUGGACGUGGACGUGGACGUGGACGUGGACGUGGACGUGGACGUGGACGUGGACGUGGACGUGGACGUGGACGUGGACUUGGACGUGGACGUGGACGUGGACGUGAACAUGGAGGUGGACGUGGACGUGGACGUGGUCGUGGAGGUGGACGUGGAGGUGGACGUGGAGGUGGACGUGUACGUCGACGUGUACGUGGACGUGGACGUGGACGUGGACGUGGAUGACGUGGACGAGGACGUGGACAUGGACAUGGACGUGGACAUGGACCUGGACGUGGACGUGGACGUGAACAUGGACCUGGACGUGGACGUGGACAUGGACAUGGACGUGGACGUGGACGUGGACAUGGACGUGGACGUGGACGUGGACGUGGACGUGGUCGUGGACGUGGACGUGGACAUGGACGUGGACGUGGACGUGGACGUGGACGUGGACGUGGACGUGGACAUGGACGUGGACGUGGACAUUGACGUGGACGUGGACGUGAACGUAAACGUGGACGUGAACGUGGACGUGGACCUGGACAUGGACGUGGACGUGGACGUGGACGUGGUCGUGGACGUGGGCGUGGACGUGGACGUGGACGUGGUCGUGGACGUGGACGUGGACGUGGACUUGGACGUAGACGUGGACGUAGACGUGGACUUGGACAUUGUCGUGGACGUGGUCGUGGACGUGGACAUGGUCGUGGACGUGGACGUGGACGUGGACGUGGACGUGGACGUGGACGUGGACAUGGACGUGGACGUGGACGUGGACGUGGUCGUGGACGUGGACGUGAACGUAGACGUGGACGUGGUCGUGGACGUGGACGUAGACGUGGACGUGGACGUGGUCGUGGACGUGGACAUGGACGUGGACGUGGACGUGAACGUGGACGUGGACGUGGACGUGGACAUGGACGUGGACGUGGACAUGGACGUGGACGUGGACGAGAACGUGGACGUGGACAUGGACGUGGACCUGGACGUGGACGUGGUCGUGGACGUGGUCGUGGACGUGGACGUGGACGUGGACGUGGUCGUGGACGUGGACGUGGACGUGGACUUGGACGUGGACGUAGACGUGGACUUGGACAUGGUCGUGGACGUGGUCGUGGACGUGAACAUGGUCGUGGACGUGGACGUCGACGUGGACUUGGACGUGGACGUGGACGUGGACGUGGACGUGGACUUGGACGUGGACGUGGACGUGGACGUGGACAUGGUCGUGGACGUGGACGUGGACGUGGACGUGGACGUGGACGUGGACGUGGACGUGGACCUGGUCGUGGACGUGGACAUGGACGUGGACGUGGACGUGGACGUGGACGUGGACCUGGACGUGGACGUGGACGUGGACGUGGACGUGGACGUGGACGUGGACGUGGACGUGGUCGUGGAGGUGGACGUGGACGUGGACGUGGACGUGGACCUGGACGUGGACGUGGACGUGGACGUGGACGUGGACUUGGACGUGGACGUGGACGUGGACGUGGACAUGGACGUGGACGUGGACGUGGACGUGGACGUGGACGUGGACGUGGACGUGGUCGUGGAGGUGGACGUGGACGUGGACCUGGACGUGGACGUGGACGUGGACGUGGACGUGGUCGUGGAGGUGGACGUGGACGUGGACGUGGACGUGGACGUGGACCUGGACCUGGACGUGGACCUGGACGUGGACGUAUACGUGGACGUGGACUUGGACGUGGACGUGGACGUGGACGUGGACGUGAACGUGGACGUGGACGUGGACAUGGUCGUGGAGGUGGACGUGGACGUGGACGUGGACGUGGACGUGGACGUGGACGUGGACACGUGGACGUGGUCGUGGACGUGGACGUGGACGUGGACGUGGACGUGGACGUGGACACGUGGACGUGGACGUGGACGUGGACACGUGGACGUGGACGUGGACGUGGACGUGGACGUGGACGUGGACGUGGACGUGGACGUGGUCGUGGACGUGGACGUGGACGUGGACGUGGUCGUGGACGUGGACGUGGACGUGGACGUGGACGUGGACGUGGACCUGGACGUGGACGUGGACGUGGACCUGGACCUGGACGUGGACGUGGACGUGGACGUGGACGUGGACAUGGACGUGGACGUGGACGUGGACGUGGACGUGGACAUGGUCGUGGACGUGGACAUGGACGUGGACGUGGACGUGGACGUGGACGUGGACCUGGACGUGGACGUGGACGUGGACGUGGACCUGGACGUGGACGUGGACGUGGACGUGGACGUGGACCUGGACGUGGACGUGGACGUGGACGUGGACGUGGUCGUGGAGGUGGACGUGGACGUGGACGUGGACGUGGACGUGGACCUGGACGUGGACGUGGACGUGGACGUGGACGUGGACGUGGACGUGGACCUGGACGUGGACGUGGACGUGGACGUGGACGUGGACGUGGUCGUGGAGGUGGACGUGGACGUGGACGUGGACGUGGACGUGGACCUGGACCUGGACAUGGACGUGGACGUGGAAGUGGACGUGGACGUGGACAUGGUCGUGGACGUGGACAUGGACGUGGACGUGGACGUGGACGUGGACGUGGACGUGGACCUGGACGUGGACGUGGACGUGGACGUGGACGUGGACGUGGUCGUGGAGGUGGACGUGGACGUGGACGUGGACGUGGACGAGGACGUGGACGUGGUCGUGGACGUGGACGUGGACGUGGACGUGGACGUGGACCUGGACGUGGACGUGGACGUGGACGUGGACGUGGACGUAGACGUGGACGUGGACAUGAACCUGGACGUGGACGUGGACGUGGACGUGGACGUGGACGUGGUCGUGGACUUGGACAUGGUCGUGGACGUGGUCGUGGACGUGGACAUGGUCGUGGACGUGGACGUGGACGUGGACGUGGACGUGGACGUGGACAUGGACGUGGACGUGGACGUGGACGUGGACAUGGACCUGGAGGUGGACGUGGACAUGGACAUGGACGUGGACGUGGACGUGGAGGUGGACGUGGACGUGGACGUGAACGUGGACGUGGACGUGGACGUGAACGUGGACGUGGACGUGGACGUGGUCGUGGACGUGGACGUGGACGUGGACGUGAACGUGGACGUGGACAUGGACGUGGACGUGGACGAGGACGUGGACGUGGACGUGGACGUGGACGUGGUCGUGGACGUGGACGUGGACGUGGACGUGGACGUGGACUUGGACGUGGACGUGGACGUGGACGUGGACGUGGACUUGGACGUGGACGUGGACGUGGACGUGGACGUUGACUUGGACGUGGACGUGGACGUGGACGUGGACGUGGACGUGGUCGUGGACGUGGACGUGGACGUGGACGUGGACGUGGACGUGGACAUGGACGUGGACGUGGACGUGGACGUGGACGUGGACAUGGUCGUGGACGUGAACCGGGACGUGGACGUGGACGUGGACGUGGACGUGGACAUGGACCUGGACGUGGACGUGGACAUGGACAUGGACGUGGACGUGGACGUGGACGUGGACGUGGACAUGGACGUGGACGUGGACGUGGACGUGGACGUGGACAUGGUCGUGGACGUGGACGUGGACGUGGACGUGGACGUGGACGUGGACAUGGAUGUGGACGUGGACGUGGACGUGGACGUGGACAUGGUCGUGGACGUGGACAUGGACGUGGACGUGGACAUGGACGUGGACGUGGACGAGAACGUGGACGUGGACGUGAACGUGGACGUGGUCGUGGACGUGGACGUGGAGGUAGUGGACGUGGACAUAGACGUGGUCGUGGACAUGGACAUGGACGUGGACGUGGACGUGGACGUGGACAUGGACGUGGACGUGGAGGUAGACGUGGACGUGGACAUAGACGUGGUCGUGGACAUGGACAUGGACGUGGACGUGGACGUGGACGUGGACGUGGACAUGGACGUGGACGUGGACGUGGUCGUAGACGUGGACGUGGACAUAGACGUGGUCGUGGACAUGGACAUGGACGUGGACGUGGACGUGGACGUGGACGUGGACAUGGACGUGGACGUGGACGUGGUCGUGGACGUGGACGUGGACAUGGACGUGGACAUGGACGUGAACGUGGACGUGGACGUGGACGUGGACGUGGACAUGGACGUGGACGUGGACAUGGACGUGGACGUGGACGUGAACGUGGACGUGGACGUGAACGUGGACGUGGACCUGGACGUGGACGUGGACGUGGACGUGGACGUGGUCGUGGACGUGGACGUGGACGUGGACGUGGACGUGGUCGUGGACGUGGACGUGGACGUGGACGUGGACUUGGACGUGGACGUGGACGUAGACGUGGACUUGGACAUUGUCGUGGACGUGGACGUGGACGUGGACAUGGUCGUGGACGUGGACAUGGACGUGGACGUGGACAUGGACGUGGACGUGGACGAGAACGUGGACGUGGACGUAGACGUGGACGUGGACAUAGACGUGGUCGUGGACAUGGACAUGGACGUGGACGUGGACGUGGACGUGGACGUGGACAUGGACGUGGACGUGGACGUGGUCGUGGACGUGGACGUGGACAUGGACGUGGACAUGGACGUGAACGUGGACGUGGACGUGGACGUGGACGUGGACAUGGACGUGGACGUGGACAUGGACGUGGACGUGGACGUGAACGUGGACGUGGACGUGAACGUGGACGUGGACCUGGACGUGGACGUGGACGUGGACGUGGACGUGGUCGUGGACGUGGACGUGGACGUGGACGUGGACGUGGUCGUGGACGUGGACGUGGACGUGGACGUGGACUUGGACGUGGACGUGGACGUAGACGUGGACUUGGACAUUGUCGUGGACGUGGUCGUGGACGUCGACAUGGUCGUGGACGUGGACGUAGACGUGGACGUGGACGUGGACUUGGACUUGGACGUGGACGUGGACGUGGACGUGGACGUGGACGUGGACAUGGACGUGGACGUGGACGUGGACGUGGACGUGGUCGUGGACGUGGACAUGGACGUGGACAUGGACGUGGACGUGGACGUGGACAUGGACAUGGACGUGGACGUGGACGUGGACAUGGACGUGGACGUGAACGUGGACGUGGACAUGGACGUGGACGUGGACGUGGACGUGGUCGUGGACUUGGACAUGGUCGUGGACGUGGUCGUGGUCGUGGACGUGGACGUGGACGUGGUCGUGGACGUGGACAUGGACGUGGACGUGGACGUGGACGUGGACAUGGACAUGGACGUGGACGUGGACGUGGACGUGGACGUGGACGUGAACGUGGAUGUGAACGUGGACGUGGUCGUGGACGUGGACGUGGACGUGGACGUGGAGGUGGUCGUGGACGUGGACGUGGACAUGGACGUGGACGUGGACGUGAACGUGGACGUGGACGUGGACGUGGACAUGGACGUGGACGUGGACAUGGACGUGGACGUGGACGAGAACGUGGACGUGGACAUGGACGUGGACGUGGACGUGGACGUGGUCGUGGACGUGGUCGUGGACAUGGACGUGGACGUGGACGUGGUCGUGGACGUGGACAUGGUCGUGGACGUGGUCGUGGACGUGGACGUGGACGUGGACGUGGACGUGGACUUGGACGUGGACGUGGACGUGGACGUGGACGUUGACUUGGACGUGGACGUGGACGUGGACGUGGACGUGGUCGUGGACGUGGACGUGGACGUGGACGUGGACGUGGACGUGGACGUGGACGUGGACGUGGACGUGGACGUGGACAUGGUCGUGGACGUGAACAUGGACGUGGACGUGGACGUGGACGUGGACGUGGACCUGGACGUGGACGUGGACGUGGACGUGGACGUGGACGUGGACCUGGACGUGGACGUGGACCGGGACGUGGACGUGGACGUGGACGUGGUCGUGGAGGUGGACGUGGACGUGGACGUGGACGUGGACGUGGACCUGGACGUGGACCUGGACGUGGACCUGGACGUGGACGUGGACGUGGUCGUGGAGGUGGAGGUGGACGUGGACGUGGACGUGGACCUGGACGUGGACCUGGACGUGGACGUGGACGUGGACGUGGACUUGGACGUGGACGUGGACGUGGACGUGGACAUGGUGGACGUGGACGUGGACGUGGACGUGGACAUGGUCGUGGAGGUGGAGGUGGACGUGGACGUGGACGUGGACGUGGACGUGGACGUGGAGGUGGACGUGGACGUGGACGUGGACGUGGACCUGGACGUGGACGUGGACGUGGACGUGGACGUGGACGUGGACGUGGACGUGGACUUGGACGUGGACGUGGACGUGGACUUGGACGUGGACGUGGACGUGGACGUGGACAUGGAAGUGGACGUGGACGUGGACGUGGACAUGGUCGUGGAGGUGGACGUGGACGUGGACGUGGACGUGGACGUGGACGUGUACGUGGACGUGGACGUGGACGUGGACGUGGACCUGGACGUGGACCUGGACGUGGACCUGGACGUGGACCUGGACGUGGACGUGGACGUGGACGUGGACGUGGAGGUGGACGUGGACGUGGACGUGGACGUGGACGUGGACGUGGACGUGGACUUGGACGUGGACGUGGACGUGGACGUGAACAUGGAGGUGGACGUGGACGUGGACGUGGUCGUGGAGGUGGAAGUGGAGGUGGACGUGGAGGUGGACGUGUACGUCGACGUGUACGUGGACGUGGACGUGGACGUGGACGUGGAUGACGUGGACGAGGACGUGGACAUGGACAUGGACGUGGACAUGGACCUGGACGUGGACGUGGACGUGAACAUGGACCUGGACGUGGACGUGGACAUGGACAUGGACGUGGACGUGGACGUGGACAUGGACGUGGACGUGGACGUGGACGUGGACGUGGUCGUGGACGUGGACGUGGACAUGGACGUGGACGUGGACGUGGACGUGGACGUGGACGUGGACGUGGACGUGGACAUGGACGUGGACGUGGACAUUGACGUGGACGUGGACGUGAACGUGGACGUGGACGUGAACGUGGACGUGGACCUGGACAUGGACGUGGACGUGGACGUGGACGUGGUCGUGGACGUGGGCGUGGACGUGGACGUGGACGUGGUCGUGGACGUGGACGUGGACGUGGACUUGGACGUAGACGUGGACGUAGACGUGGACUUGGACAUUGUCGUGGACGUGGUCGUGGACGUGGACAUGGUCGUGGACGUGGACGUGGACGUGGACGUGGACGUGGACGUGGACGUGGACAUGGACGUGGACGUGGACGUGGACGUGGUCGUGGACGUGGACGUGAACGUAGACGUGGACGUGGUCGUGGACGUGGACGUAGACGUGGACGUGGACGUGGUCGUGGACGUGGACAUGGACGUGGACGUGGACGUGAACGUGGACGUGGACGUGGACGUGGACAUGGACGUGGACGUGGACAUGGACGUGGACGUGGACGAGAACGUGGACGUGGACAUGGACGUGGACCUGGACGUGGACGUGGUCGUGGACGUGGUCGUGGACGUGGACGUGGACGUGGACGUGGUCGUGGACGUGGACGUGGACGUGGACUUGGACGUGGACGUAGACGUGGACUUGGACAUGGUCGUGGACGUGGUCGUGGACGUGAACAUGGUCGUGGACGUGGACGUCGACGUGGACUUGGACGUGGACGUGGACGUGGACGUGGACGUGGACUUGGACGUGGACGUGGACGUGGACGUGGACAUGGUCGUGGACGUGGACGUGGACGUGGACGUGGACGUGGACGUGGACGUGGACGUGGACCUGGUCGUGGACGUGGACAUGGACGUGGACGUGGACGUGGACGUGGACCUGGACGUGGACGUGGACGUGGACGUGGACGUGGACGUGGACGUGGACGUGGUCGUGGAGGUGGACGUGGACGUGGACGUGGACGUGGACCUGGACGUGGACGUGGACGUGGACGUGGACGUGGACUUGGACGUGGACGUGGACGUGGACGUGGACAUGGACGUGGACGUGGACGUGGACGUGGACGUGGACGUGGACGUGGUCGUGGAGGUGGACGUGGACGUGGACGUGGACGUGGACGUGGACACGUGGACGUGGACGUGGACGUG
Molecule: messenger RNA, 15182 nt
Organism: Closterium sp. NIES-65
Lineage: Eukaryota; Viridiplantae; Streptophyta; Zygnematophyceae; Desmidiales; Closteriaceae
Source: the annotation of a GenBank genome assembly